This is a messenger RNA of Prorocentrum cordatum, 3978 nucleotides long. Lineage: Eukaryota; Dinophyceae; Prorocentrales; Prorocentraceae. The record is from the annotation of a GenBank genome assembly.
AUGGAAGACAUGCGGUCCGCCUUCCAGAUGGAGGGUCGCCGCACCUUCGACGGCAUAGUCGACAUGGAGUACAGCAAGGGUCGGGGGCGAGUGCCGCUGCACAGCGCAGGCUCACACGUCCAUGGUAUCAAUAUGGUGGAUGGCGUGUACGCAGGAUGCUACCAGGGCAAGAGCUCGGACGGCAAGGGCUUCAAGGGCUUCCUCUCCGGGGCGACCUCCGAGGCAACCACUCGCUGUGGCGACACUGGCGUUAUCAAGCUGGGCCGCAGCAGCAUCUUCGACUCGAGGGAGGCUUACGACAGCGAGCUCUUAGGCGAUACGGCUUUCCAGCAGGGGGGUGCGGCCCCGGACGUGCUGGCGACGGCGUCGGCCGGGUGCAGUCUCCCGCCGUCCGUCCUGGACCUGCUGUUCGUGACGGGGGCGCUGUGGGCGGUCGAGGACCAUGUAUUCUGCGAGCCGGCGGCGGGCGCCGGCGCCGAGUUCCCCAACGGGGCCGCGGAGUCGCCAGCCGAGCUGGAGUCGCUGGCCGAGCCGGCGCCUCGCGGCCCCGAGGCUCCACGCGGCGUUCGGGACGUGGUCCCUACAGCCGCACCGCCGCCGCAGGCUCCACGCGGCGUUCGGGACGUGGUCCCUACAGCCGCACCGCCGCCGCAGGCUGUCCAACAAGAGGAAUGUCUGACUUCUGACAUCGACGCCUACACCGAGUGCGAGUCCGACCCUGAUGAUCCAAUAUCUGAUUGGGAGGGCGAGCCCACCACGAUCGUGGUCGGGCCCACGCACUUCGCAAGCCACCCGUACAAGCUCGAUCAGGUGCUCGUUCCUGGCCCCGAAGGAAAGGUGGCCAUCCGCAGUUGCGAGCGGCAGCUCGUCCUGAGCGACGCGCUCCGGCUCCAGAUGGCCUGGAACCAGGUCCCUCUGUCGUUCGGCUCGGCCGUCCACUUGGUGCACGGCGCAAGUCUUGGAUGCAGGCCUUGCAUGUAUGAACGGUGGGCUGGCCGCUGCUCGAAGAAGUGGCUGUGCGACUUCUGCCACAUGCACUCGAACACCAAGCGGAGGCAACGCCGCGUCGCCUCCAUCUCUCAAGGUGUCGAAGAGGGCGUCGAGGUCUCAACGGGGGCGAAUGCGGAUACGUCCUUCCAGCUGCUGGGUUGGUGGAUCGCGACUCGACGGAUCACCCUCCCUUGUCUGGUGAUCUUCGGUCACGCGGCCGCGGCGGGCGCCGCGGCGAUGGAGGCCCUCGCAAAGCGCGUGCGGCUCAUGGAGGGCGAGGUGACGCGACACCGCGAGGUGCUCACGGAGAAUGAGAACCUUAGGCUCAGGCUGGGCGCAGCUGAGCAGCGGCUGGCCAUGGGCGAGCAGCGAGCAAGAGAGCGCGGUCUUGGCGCAGCAACAGCAGCAGCAGCAGGUCUCGGCGAAGGCCAGAUGGUCGACACCAGGCUGCUGAACAAGCCGCGCACGUUCACGGGCCUGCACUCAGAGUGGGAGACGUGGUCGUUCGACGUCGGGGCCUACGCGUUUGCGGUCCCGAUUGGGCAAUCUACACAACUAGGCAUCGAGGCACACCGCUUCGCGGCUAUGCUGGGCCGCACCAUUCGGCGCGAGUUCGCAGACCCCGCGAUGACGAGCGUGGCGGAGUUUGAGCAGCUGGUGCGGGAGUGCACCGGCCAGAGCGGCGACGUGAUUUCAGACAACACGAAGCGCGGGGUGAUCAUGUCGGGCAUCAAGAACGAGAAGCUGGCAGUCAACCUCAGCCUGAAUGCAUCGCGCCUAGGAACUCACGAGGAGCUGAAGCGGGUGCUGGUGGCGACGGAGUGGUUCCCAUGCAGGUCGACUCGAUUGGCAAGGGCAAAUGGGGGCCACAAAGUCAAAGGCAAGGGCAAGGCCAGCAAAGGCAAGUCCAAGGGCGACUCCAAGGGCAAGAAGAGCGACUCGAAGGACAAGGGCCGAGAGACCCGCAACAGCCAUGACUGUGGGAAGGCGGGCCAUCUCGCGGCGGACUGCCGCGAGAAGGCCGACGAGAAGAAGGUCAGGACAGCGGAGCUGGCUCGCAGGCCAGUCUGGCCCCCCACCGUAGAUGUUUCGCACGUGGCGUCGAUGCUGGCGCAAAUGCUGCAGCAGCAGCAGAGCUUGGCUUCUACGAGCUCAACCGUCUACAUCGCGAACAUCAGCGUGGCCAGCCGCGCCGACGCCCCAGAGCCCGAAGAGUACCGCUGGCAGGUCGGCGUGCUCUACGACAGAACGCAGUGCGACGCGCUGCCAGUGACGGUCGGCGACGCGGUGGAGUUCGACUGGGCGCUCUUCGACACGGGCUCAGGGUUCACCGCCUGCCCCCAGGCCUUCGCGGACACGACCGAGAUGCCCAUGGGCGCGAGGAUCGUCGCGGCCGAGAGCGACGGGGCACCUCUGCAGGUCGAGUUCCAGGUGACGAACGCGAAGUGCUCCGUCGUGGGCGCGGGCGCCUCCACCGAGGGCGGCCACAUUCCGAUCCUCGGCGGGGAGCUGUGCAUCCUGCUGACGGGCGGCCGCGAGAUCCGGCUGCACAGGGGCGGGAAGACGUUCUGGCUCAGAAGCAGGAGGCCUGCCGAGAACGCCACAGCGCCGAUCAUCGCCAACCCAAUCCAGCCGAACACCGAAACGCACAGGCACGAUCCGCACCUCACGAGGCACCUGCCGACGAAGAAGAGGCGGAACCUGGCGCAUAACCCGCAGCACCAAAGCCGACGCCACCUCCACCGGCACCACCUGCUGCUGGGGGCGCCCAAGAUCAGCCUGACCAAGAGGGAGAUCAGCGUGAAGGAGCGCGACGGCAACGUGAGGGCGAGAGAGAUCCCAGUGAUGCCAGACCGACCAAUCCGAGAUCAGCAUCGUCUCAAUCACUGGCUCUUCCGCACCUGGCGCCUAUUAUGCAUCGCGGGCCGCGGCCGGGGGGGCCCGCGCGGGCGUUUGGCCGACUCUGGCCGCCUGGCCCCGCUUGCUUGCAUCGACUACCUGUUCCUGGGGGGCGUCGAGGGCGACCCGCUCGUAGUGCUGGAUAUUCCGGAGUGCCAGUCGGGAGCGAUCGAGAGCGCGCAGAUGACAGCGAUGGGGCCUGCAGACAACGCUGCGGCGGUGACGACAGCGGCGAUGCGCAUGCGGGGCCUCGACCGCGUUCUUCUCGGCGCCGAUGGCGAGCCCGCCAUCCAGGCGCAAGUCCGAGCCGCGCAGCUGGCUCGAGACGAGGGGGCCGUCCCCCACAGCGGGCCCAUGCGAGACCCCAAGAGCAAGAGAGUUAUCGAGAACGCCGACAUGUUGGUCGAGGGCAUGUCCCGCACUUUGAGGGCAUCGACCGAGUCUCGGCACAGCACCAAACACACGCUGAACCGCUGGAUCAUAGGCUGGAUGAUUCGACACUCGGGCUGGAUCGUGUCGCGGUACCCAGUCAAGGAGGAUGGCCCCACCCCCUACCGGCACUUGAAGGGUCGCGCCGACGGAGGAGCUGCCUGUGAGUUCAGCGAGACGGUUAUGCGCAAUAUCCAUAACAGAUCCCACCACAAGGCUGUGAUCCGAUUGGGCAAAGCCAUCUGGGUCGGGAAGAACAACCGCACGGUCGAGCACCUCUUGGCGACCGCUGCUGGCUGGGAGACGGCGAGGGCCGUCAGUGGGCGCGUGGAGGAUCAGCGCUGGUCCAAGAGCUUGUUCAACAAACACUCGCGCGCGGGGCCAGAGGCAGCACCGCCUCCACCGCGCCGUCGCUACAUCACGUGGGCGAUCACUGAUCGAGUGGACCCUGCACCUGGCUGUGGCGGCUGCCGCGGACUCGGCCAUCCACGCGCUGAAGCCUGCCGAGGGCGCAUCGAGGGCUUGAUGAAGGAGGGCAACAUGCUCCACCAGAUCCUGGCGCCGCAUAACCUGGCCCGAUACCACCUCCAGCCGUGGCACAGGGCCCACAACUUGCUACAGGGGCCGACCAUGGAGGACGAUCUCGCAGACGGCGGAUGA